Messenger RNA from Saimiri boliviensis boliviensis (Bolivian squirrel monkey), 2095 nucleotides. RefSeq names its product leucine rich repeat containing 14 (gene LRRC14). Lineage: Eukaryota; Metazoa; Chordata; Mammalia; Primates; Cebidae. Gene Ontology annotation, molecular function: kinase binding. Gene Ontology annotation, cellular component: cytoplasm. The record is from RefSeq and is a predicted model, not a curated record.
GCGACGGACGAUCGAGGCGGGGCCGGAGGCGGUGGCUGCGGCUGCGGGACCGGUGGCUGCCUGCCUGGCCCAGCGCCAUGCACACGCUUGUGUUCUUGAGCACGCGGCAGGUGCUGCAGUGCCAGCCAGCUGCCUGCCAGGCCCUGCCCCUACUGCCACGCGAACUCUUCCCCCUGCUGUUCAAGGUGGCCUUCAUGGACAAGAAGACGGUAGUACUGCGCGAGCUGGUGCACACGUGGCCCUUCCCGCUGCUCAGUUUCCAGCAGCUGCUACAGGAGUGUGCCCACUGCAGCCGUGCCCUCCUGCAGGAGCGGCCUAGCACUGAGAGCAUGCAGGCCGUGAUCCUGGGGCUGACUGCCCGGCUCCACACCCCAGAGCCUGGGGCCAGCACACAGCCCCUCUGCAGGAAGCAUGCGCUGCGGGUGCUGGACAUGACAGGCCUCUUGGAUGAUGGUGUGGAACAGGACCCUGGCACCAUGAGCAUGUGGGACUGUACUGCUGCCGUCGCCCGCACAUGCAUCGCCCAGCAGCAGGGUGGGGCCACGGAGCCGGGCCCGGCCCCUGUCCCAGUGGAGGUGCGUGUGGACCUUCGGGUAAACCGGGCAUCCUAUGCGUUCCUGCGCGAGGCGCUCCGAAGCAGCGUGGGCAGCCCGCUGCGGCUCUGCUGCCGGGACCUGCGAGCCGAGGACCUGCCGAUGCGCAACACCGUGGCGCUGCUGCAGCUUCUGGAUGCGGGCUGCCUGCGUCGCGUGGACCUGCGCUUCAACAACCUGGGCCUGCGUGGCCUGUCUGUGAUCAUCCCACACGUGGCCCGCUUCCAGCACCUCGCCAGCCUGAGGCUCCACUACGUGCAUGGGGACUCAAGGCAGCCCUCCGUGGAUGGCGAGGACAACUUCCGCUACUUCCUAGCCCAGAUGGGCCGCUUUACCUGUCUGCGAGAGCUCAGCAUGGGCUCCUCACUCCUUUCUGGGAGGCUGGACCAGCUGCUCAGCACCCUGCAGAGUCCCCUGGAGAGCUUGGAGUUGGCCUUCUGUGCUCUGCUGCCUGAGGACCUGCGCUUCUUGGCACGGAGCCCCCAUGCUGCUCACCUCAAGAAGUUGGACCUGAGUGGCAACGACCUGUCUGGCAGCCAGCUGGCACCCUUCCAGGGUCUGCUGCAGGCAUCAGCGGCCACACUGCUACACCUGGAGCUGACUGAGUGCCAGCUCGCAGAUACCCAGCUGUUGGCCACACUACCCAUUCUUACUCGAUGCGCCAGUCUCCGCUACCUUGGCCUCUAUGGCAACCCACUGUCCAUGGCCGGCCUCAAGGAGCUGCUGCGGGACUCAGCAGUGCAGGCUGAGCUGCGUACUGUGGUGCACCCCUUCCCUGUGGACUGCUAUGAGGGCUUGCCCUGGCCGCCACCUGCCUCUGUCCUGCUGGAGGCCUCCAUUAAUGAGGAGAAGUUUGCCCGUGUAGAGGCAGAGUUGCACCAACUGCUUCUAGCCUCGGGCCGUGCCCAUGUGCUCUGGACUACGGACAUCUACGGGCGACUGGCUGCGGACUACUUCAGCCUAUGAUGAAGUAGCUCUGGGUGAGACACAGGCCGUUCUGCAGUCUCCUUGAGUAGGCAGGUCCCUUCUGGGACCCCGCCCUGGAGGCCUGUCACAAAAGCACUUGUUUCUGGUUUCCUGCUGGGUCCACCUUGCUUCUGGGCACACGUUGAGUCCCCCCUGCUUUCUGCGGUGCCCCAUGCGAUUUGCCCUGCACUUGCUCCAUAAUUGGCUGAUUGUCUGUGGGCCCGAGGGUUGGGUGUCAGGGCUGCAUCACCCUGCUCAGUUUGGCUGCCCUCUGGAGUCCUGAUCCUUUGUGCAAAUGCUUUGGGAUCCCUGUUGUGGGUUGAGAGAGAUGAUGGUCUCUCGGGGCCUUUCCCAUCCCCUUAUGGAGAGCUCAGUGUUCUGGGGUUGAAGUUGGAAAGGGGCCUGCUUCAGGGAGGCUGGGGUCCCCAGGCACUCAGGCCUCUUAUGUGUUCCCUGCCCUGCCACCCAGCCACCCCAUUGGGAUGGCCUUGGGCUGGAGGGAAUCAUCAAGGUGCAAGUGUGCCUGGAACUUUUAA